GCAUGAAAUUUCUAAGUGCCUGUGUAUCAUGAAUUACCCUACGCCGGAGUAUAAAAAAUUUCCUCUUUUAAUAUGGAGAAUUUUGAGUCAUUCUCUUCAAAGAGUAGAAAUCCCUCGCGCUUUAUUUUUUUGCCAACUUCUCUUCUGGGUUCGAUCGCAUUUCUCAGAAUACAAAAUCUCGAAAAUGCUUCCUCUUUCUCUACUGAAGACGGCACAAGGGCAUCCGAUGUUGGUGGAGCUGAAGAAUGGGGAAACGUACAAUGGGCACUUGGUGAAUUGCGAUACGUGGAUGAACAUUCAUCUCCGUGAAGUCAUUUGUACUUCGAAGGAUGGAGACAGGUUUUGGCGGAUGCCAGAAUGUUAUAUCCGUGGGAACACGAUCAAGUAUCUUCGAGUUCCUGAUGAGGUGAUUGAUAAAGUCCAGGAAGAAACCAGCAAAAGCCGCUCAGAUAGGAAGCCACCUGGUGUGGGCCGUGGAAGAGGAAGAGGUAGGGAGGAAGGUGGCAGCGGCAGGCCUGCUAAAGGUAUUGGACGUGGCCAAGAUGAUGGUAGUAAAGGAAUGGGAGGUGGCCGGGGCAGGGGCGGACCAGGCAGUAAAGGCAGUGGCGGUAGAGGUGGUGGGCGUGGGCGUGGCUGAUGGUACGAGUUCAAAGGCGAGCAGGUCAUUUUUGAAGGAAGUCGUCUCGCUACAUGCACAACACAUGGUGGAUUUGAGAUUUCUUCACUUUUGAUUGGCUGGACUUCAUAUUGCUGGAAUAGAUGGAAGCAGGUCAGAAGGAAAUCUUGCUUCAGAGGACCAGAUGUACUUGCGAGAAAUUGCUUGAUGUUGGUUUCUUUACUUCUGUUUUGAUUUGGUGUAAUCCUUAUAUAUAUCUCAGGUGAUUAAACAAGGUGACUGCAGAAUUUCUGCUCUUCCAGGCAGCAUUCUCAUUCGCUGAUAUUUGAUUUUCUACUAAGUUCU
Messenger RNA from Magnolia sinica, 961 nucleotides. Its product is annotated as probable U6 snRNA-associated Sm-like protein LSm4. Gene Ontology annotation, cellular component: U6 snRNP; spliceosomal tri-snRNP complex; P-body. The transcript is spliced from 7 exons. Gene Ontology annotation, biological process: spliceosomal snRNP assembly; mRNA splicing, via spliceosome; nuclear-transcribed mRNA catabolic process. Bases 29 to 637 code for a protein of 202 amino acids. Gene Ontology annotation, molecular function: U6 snRNA binding. Lineage: Eukaryota; Viridiplantae; Streptophyta; Magnoliopsida; Magnoliales; Magnoliaceae. The record is from RefSeq and is a predicted model, not a curated record.